UCCCGUAACGGUAAUAUAAAGGAAUUGGUAUUUAAACCAUAUACUCAUGAACAACUAAAGAGUAUACUUAUUCAAAGAUUAAGUAGUACUAUAUCCAAUAAUGCAUCAUCUAGUAGCUGCAUAAUCGAUGAUCAUAUAACAUGGUUAGAUUUGGCUUCUAGAAAGGUAGCAGCAAUCCAUGGUGAUUGUCGUAAAGUCCUAGAUGUAUGUCGUCAUACCAUAACUGGACAAAUUAGUGAUAAAAAGAUGGAGGUUACUGCAAUGGAUACUAUCAAGGUACUCAAUAAGUGUUAUCGUAAAGAUGAUGAUAAUAUAGCUAAAGCUCUAGAGUAUCUACCUUUCCAACAACAGGUAGUAUUGGCUUGUUGUCUUACUGCUAUGGGACAUGAUAAUAUAGAGGCUGAUAUUCAUGUUAUUAAGGAUCAUAUCAAUAGAUACAUGAACAUACAUAAAAUGCCAAGUGUAACAUGGGAAGUAUUUCAUGAUCAUCUACAAGCUAUAGCUGGUCAUGGUUUGAUAUCAAUAUUAUAUCAUCAUAAAUCUAAAGGUAUACAGCAACAACCACCACCACCUACUAGGAGACGAACUACUAUAAGAGGAACUAGAGGAGGAUCAGCAUCAUGUACCUCGGGUGGUCAACAACGAGUCAGGUUAAUAGCGCCUUUCGACACUUUAUUACAAGGAAUAUUGUCUAAUCACAACAAGGAAUAUUUUGCCGAUUUACUAUCACCACAACUUGUGCUGCUUCCCCCCCCAACCAACAUGCAACAAUAAUUAAUCUGUUUAAUGAUACUACUACUCUCAUUAUUAUUAUCCGAUAAUGAUUUGUCUCUACAAUGGUAGAUAAUAUAAUUACAACUUUU
Molecule: messenger RNA, 863 nt
Organism: Perkinsus marinus ATCC 50983
Lineage: Eukaryota; Perkinsozoa; Perkinsida; Perkinsidae
Product: origin recognition complex subunit, putative
Exons: 7
Biological process (GO): mitotic DNA replication checkpoint signaling
Cellular component (GO): nucleus
Molecular function (GO): DNA replication origin binding
Source: RefSeq, a predicted model, not a curated record